UAAAAUCCAUUAUAAAAUUGGGAAAUGAGCGGUUAUUCUUUUUUUUUUUAAAAUAAAUAAAUAAUAAAUAGUCAGGAACGGACAUAUAAAAAGAUUAUAAGACUUAGAUAUAUAAUCAAGUGUAAUAGAAAUAAUGGGAACAAAUGUCGCCACAAAUUAUAUAACAUCACCAGCAGAUCCGAAAGAUAUAUUAGGAAUAAAAUUAUAAUAUUUAAUAUUAAUAGUUAAAAAUCUAUAAAAAUAUUUCACAUUUGAAGUUUAAAUACAAGACGAUAAAGGAAUAAGAAGACGUUUUAGAUCUUCCAAUUUCCAAUCUACUACUAGGGUAAAGCCUUUAAUGUGUAAUGAAGGAUGGAAUCAAAUAUAAUUAAAUUUGUAAGAUUUUACUAAUAAAGCUUAUGGAACUAAUUAUAUGGAAACUAUUCGAGUUUAAAUACAUGCAAAUUGUAGAAUCAGAAGAAUCUAUUUUGCUGAUAGAGUGUAUUCGGAAGAAGAAUUACCUCCUGAAUUUAAGCUUUUUUACC
Molecule: messenger RNA, 524 nt
Organism: Ichthyophthirius multifiliis
Lineage: Eukaryota; Ciliophora; Oligohymenophorea; Hymenostomatida
Exons: 3
Source: RefSeq, a predicted model, not a curated record